GGAUUAAAAAAAUAAAACGCCAAACUUCCGGUUGAUCAAAGCAAACGGCAAACAUUGUAUUGGUAUCCACUAAAGUAGCUAAUCCGCGCUUGGUACAUCAAGGAAUACAUUUCGAUUGGAAGUCCUUGGAGGUAGACAUGGUGAAGAUCACUUUCCAGCCGGUCGUUGGACAAAAAUCCGAGAAGGACAAUGAUGGAGAUAAAACGGAGAUUCUCAUACCACACCCGCACGAGGAGGAGCUGGUUCUCCCUCUGCGGUCCAAGAGGUCUCCCGUGAACGGCCUUUGCUGUCUCACCUUUGGUCUGGUGGUCUUCAUGUCUGGCCUAGUGCUAGCAUCCAUCUACGUGUAUAGGUACUACUUCAUACCUCAGAUUCCCGAGGAGAACCUGUUUCACUGCCGCGUGCUCUAUGAGGAUUCAGUCUAUGCCCCACUGCGUGGGCGGCAGGAGCUGGAGGAGAAUGUGGGGAUCUACCUGGAGGACAACUAUGAGCAGAUUAGCGUCCCCGUGCCACACUUUGGUGGAAGCGACCCUGCUGACAUCAUUCAUGACUUCCACAGGGGUCUGACGGCAUACCAUGACAUUGCACUGGACAAGUGCUAUGUCAUCGAGCUGAACACUACCAUCGUCAUGCCCCCACGAAACCUCUGGGAACUGCUGAUAAAUGUCAAGAAGGGGACCUACCUUCCCCAGACCUACCUCAUCCAGGAGGAGAUGGUGGUGACGGGCCGCGUUCGAAACAUGCGACAGCUUGGUGCCUUCAUCUACAGACUGUGCAAUGGCAAGGACACCUACCGACUGAAGCGCCGGAGCUCCAGGAGACGUAUUGAUAAACGCGGAGCCCGGAACUGUCACCGCAUCCGCCACUUCGAGAACACCUUUGUGGUCGAAACCGUCAUCUGCGACGCAGCCUAACCGAAGAGUUCUCCGCUCAACACUAAAGCAUCUCCCCAGCCACUGUAGCGCUGUCCCGUGCGUUUAGUUUCAGUUGCACUUUAAGCAUGGUAUCGUUCGUUCCGUUUUUAAGAGUUGAUUUAAACCUACUGUAUUUGGUAUUUGUCCAAAGUUGAAUUUUCCAUGUUUGUUACAAUAAUGUGAUUAUUAUGGCAUUGUUAGUUAUUCUUGAUUGUUUCAAUGUUACAUGUAGCACAAUCAUGCUGUUCUAUAUACUGUGCAGAGGUGAAGUCUUUUCCCAAAAUUGAACAACAAAGGAUUUAGCUCAGUGUGAGGGGAAAAUGAAGGCUGAUUCUAUCUUUGUUUCCAUGUGACUCUUCUCUUUCCUCCCUCUUGAGAAAUAUGGUGCACUGUUCAUCCAGUAAUAAACUCUCCUGAGUGCUCUUUGCACAUUGUCAGUGUAAUGAAACCCUGUUUUUCUCUGCAUGCACACCUUCAGUUUGUUGUUACAGUAAUAAUUUAAAGUUUUUUUUUUUUUCCCCUCUCUCUCUCUCUCUCUUCUGGGAUUCUCUUCCUCCUCAGUCAUGCUGCUCACAUUUCUUUACUGGCUUCUAUCCUAAACGCUAUCCAUGUUUUUUUCCUCGGGUAGGCAGAACCUUGCAGCUUGAUUUAUGGAAUUGCAGACGUUCCAUGUGGCAUUUUAAAUUUGAUGCACUUAGCGGUGCUUGGACUUGUAGAGCACUGUGUCAGUUCCAACCAGGAAACAA
Megalops cyprinoides (Indo-Pacific tarpon) is the source of this 1660-nucleotide messenger RNA. It is a transcript of the gene itm2ca, whose product is annotated as integral membrane protein 2Ca. Gene Ontology annotation, molecular function: amyloid-beta binding. Gene Ontology annotation, biological process: negative regulation of amyloid precursor protein biosynthetic process. Gene Ontology annotation, cellular component: extracellular exosome; Golgi apparatus; plasma membrane. NCBI's taxonomy places the organism in Eukaryota, Metazoa, Chordata, Actinopteri, Elopiformes, Megalopidae. The coding region runs from base 138 to 914 and encodes 258 amino acids. The transcript has 6 exons. The record is from RefSeq and is a predicted model, not a curated record.